CCUUGAUAGAGAAAUAGGAUACAUGAAUAAAAGGACUGCAUUAAAAUAGAGAAUGAAUAAGGAACAACAUGGCUACUGUCUCUCAAAUUAAGAGAUGUAAACAUAAAAAGAAUUACUCGACGUAUAUACAUGUAUCAGAUAAAAUAGUUCAGCAAGAUGAUAUUCUCGGGCAUUUUCCGUUAUUUUAUAUUAAUAUGAGCUACACAUUUAUUAUUACAUUGCUUGGAGCUUUAGGAAUCUAUGGAGAUUCAUUAGUUUAUUAUAAUAAAUUUUAGUAGCUUUGUUAUCUCAAUUUUUCCGAUUACAUUGGAAGUAGUUAUUGGCUUCCGUCUGAUUAGUUGGUCAAACUCAAUUCAACAUUGAACUAUAGAUAUUAAAUAUAUAAUGGCUGAAAGAAGAUAAUUUUGGAUUUACUCACUACAAUACUUAAAACAGAUACAAAUUGAUCUUUACUAUCUUUUUUUUUUGGAAUAUAGAGUAUAGGUGUUUUAAGAAAUAGAAGAAUAAACUGUUCAUUUUAUUUAUAAGCUGCUGGUUCUUUUCGAAUUAAUAAUCUGCGGAAGUUUAAAUAAUU
Messenger RNA from Cokeromyces recurvatus, 574 nucleotides. RefSeq lists its product as uncharacterized. NCBI's taxonomy places the organism in Eukaryota, Fungi, Mucoromycota, Mucoromycetes, Mucorales, Mucoraceae. The record is from RefSeq and is a predicted model, not a curated record. The transcript is spliced from 3 exons. The coding region runs from base 69 to 275 and encodes 68 amino acids.